Molecule: messenger RNA, 1362 nt
Organism: Punica granatum (pomegranate)
Lineage: Eukaryota; Viridiplantae; Streptophyta; Magnoliopsida; Myrtales; Lythraceae
Source: RefSeq, a predicted model, not a curated record
CAUUUUCAACUGUCCUCCGCCUCCAACUUCCGAGCUUCACUGAGCUCACUCUGACUCGUCAAUGGCGAUUAAGUUGGAAGCUCUGACGGGGGCAGCUCAUUCCCUGACACCUCCUCUUACUCCAUCAUACUCGCGUUCUUCUUCACUCGCGAAGAAGAAACCCCUCGCGACCUCGUUCCUCAAUGGAGGAGUUGGAGCUUUGAGGCUUGCUCAAGUAAGCCGUCCUAAGUGUGGCGGCGCCCUUGGUGCUCGCAUGAAUCUUUUCGAUCGAUUCGCUAGAGUUGUAAAGUCUUAUGCCAAUGCACUUGUCAGUUCUCUGGAAGACCCCGAGAAAAUUUUGGAGCAGACAGUACUGGAAAUGAAUGAUGACGUGAUAAAGAUGAGGCAGGCUACAGCUCAGGUGAUAGCGUCUCAAAAACGGUUGGAAAACAAAUAUAAGGCUGCGCAACAGGCUUCUGAGGAAUGGUAUCGAAAGGCCCAGUUGACACUUGAAAAAGGAGAUGAAGAUCUAGCACGUGAGGCUCUAAAAAGACGUAAAUCCUACGCUGAUAAUGCUAAUGCUUUGAAAGCUCAGUAUGAUCAGCAAAAAAGUGUUGUUGAUAAUCUGGUCUCUAAUACACGGCUAUUGGAGAGCAAAAUACAAGAGGCCAAGUCGAAAAAGGACACUUUAAAGGCCCGUGCCCAGUCUGCGAAGACUGCAAGCAAAGUAAAUGAGAUGGUAGGAAAUGUGAACACAAGUAAUGCCCUCUCAGCUUUCGAAAAGAUGGAAGAGAAAGUUUUGGCCAUGGAAUCACAAGCAGAGGCUCUUGGCGAGCUGACUACUGAUGACCUUGAAGGGAAGUUUGCAGUGCUGGAGAGUUCAUCAGUCGAUAGCGAUCUAGAGGACUUGAAGAAGGAACUCUCUGGUGGUACAAAGAAAGGUGAACUUCCACCUGGAAGAACACUUCGCUUUGAAGAUGCGGAGGUAGAGAAGGAGCUCAAUGAAUUGAGACAGAAGGCCAAGGAAUUGUGAGUUCCUUGUCUACCAUUUCCCACUGUCGAAUGGAUUAGUUGGUUAUUUUCGGUUCGGGUUUUUCUUCUGCACUAUAACUUGUACAGCAGUUUUGAGCAUAUAACAUCGAUGUGUACAAAAUCAUUCAAGGCAGGGAAAGCCUAAACAUGAAAGAGAGGAAUUGCUUGCGGUUGGCCAUGUAUGUAAACCAAGUGGUGUACAUUCAUGUAAAGUACAAAGGUCAAUUUACUUACGCGUCCCCAUUAUUUGGUGAAAUUAUUUUUUGGCCCUUGAUUGAGAAGAAUCCAUGCAUGAUGUAUGUAAUGUGACAGUGAACGGUUUCAUCAAAUGUAAAGAAUCGGUGAACACUA